UUUCAGCUCCUGUGAUCUGAAAUGAACUUUAAUGAGGUUCGUUUACACAGCGUGCAGUUUCCGCAGCAAAAUGGCCUCCCGCGCCGCGUAGAGGAGUCGGGCGUCCCGCCCCGUCGGUGACCUUCGCUUGUAAACUUCCAAAGGAGCUAACAAUAUUAGCCAACUUAGCCCGGUUACCAGGCUGACUUCAGAUACACAGCUGGCUUUCAAAAGAUCAUGACAACCUCUGGCGAAAAAUGCGACUUUCCAGUGUUUUUUUGGUUGUGAUGUGAAAGUGGUGUUGUUAAAACAACUGUGCGCAAACUUAACCUUAAUAUUAUGGAAUAUCGGUUUUUAAAUUGAGAUAAGCAUAACAUCGGGAAAAAUGCGUCUGUAUUGCAUUUUAUACUGUAUAUAAAAGUCAUUUUGUUAAAAGAGCAAACGAUUUCACAGGUUGUUUGCACAAUAUGCCGAUGCGCUGUUGGAGUUCUCUAAUGGUGACAUUGCUCUGCUUUUAGUAGCAGCCUGUAAAUGUCAGAAUGGUUUUAAGGCUACCGAAAUACAGUUUACUGUGGUGGGGCUAAGACGAGCUGCAACAAAAUUGACGGGAAAGUUGUUUAGAGCCUGGAACUGUGCACUUCGGUGUUUGUUCAGAGUCGAUCGAUAAAGUUUGUUAAAAAGAUUCUUUCGAGUUUCUUAAGUGCAAAAUAUUACCGACUAAUUUGUUAGUUUUGCGUUUAAGCUUUAUUAUAAAUGCGUGCAUUAAUACUUAUUAAUGGUACAUGACCCUUUCAAAAAUACCAGUGCGCUUUUAAUGUUUCCUGUUUAUCCUAUACGAUUUUUAUCGCUUUUUUGAAGUUAUAAUCAAUACCCUUUAUUGGGAUAUUUAAAAGAUCAUAAUUUCUGAAAUGGGGUGCACAGGACAACAUAACCACAGAAUUGUAUUGAAGUCACUGUCAAAACUGCUCUUGGUAUAAUAUCGUCAUGCAUAAUGGUUGUGCUUUAAAAAUUGAGUGGUGUGUGAAAACACGUACCGACAGGGGCGGUAAAGAGAACCAAGUUUGCAAUAUUUCCGAUGAAAGGGUGUGGUUGGAGUUAACGUGUCACAAUCUGAAAUGCUCAAACAUGGAAACAAGUCAAAGACAAUGAUGCAUUGGGUCUGAACAUGAGACAUUUUUGCUCUAAAGCAUACAGAUCUACAGCUGAGGAGACCAGAAAAGGAUAGUAAUAUUUUUAUUUAAAGAAAAAUGAUGUCUUUGCAGGAUGCUGCUCCAUUGUAGGGUAUCAACACAAGAUAGGCCUGAGGCUGAACCUGCACUGGAUAAAUCAUAGACAGUUACCGUGAACAGCUGAUUAAGGAUUCCGAAUUCCUCAGAAAUGACAAGCGAAUGGGCACUGAGCUGGUGGAUAAGCUGGUGUUACAGCUGAACAGGAUCUACCCACAGAUACUGAAUGACAAGGAGGCGCGGAAGUUCCGCAACUUGGGUGUGCCCACGGCCAUCAGAUUGCUGGAGCUGCUUUCCCACCUGCAAGGCAAAGGGGAGGAGGCCUGUUACGAGUUCUACCGGGCGCUGCACAUCCACGCCGAGGAGGUGUACUUCAGUCUGCCCACGCGCAUCCGCCGCAGGGAAACUACAGAACCAAAAUGGACUAACACUGCUGACGACCUAAGGGAGAAAUUUGUUCUAAAUGACAGGGGUCCCUGGUUCUUCCUCAGUUGUUUCACAGUGGUGGUUGGAGUGGCGUUCCUCUAUUACCACAGUGAGGGCAAAGGCCUGGGUAACGACACCAGGAAGGUGCUGGGAUUCACAACACUGGGGCUUGGGACGCAAGCCAAAGAGGUGCUGAUAUCCUACAUAGGUGACUGCAGGAGAAAGUAAUAGGCCAAGCUCCUGCACCAACCAACCACUGCUAACAUCAGGGGAAAAAAACAGGUUUGCCUCAUGAAACAGGAUGAGACAGUCAGGUUCUCUUUAAAAAUGCAUGCAAAUUUUAUAUAUAGAAUGUAGUUUUGGAGUUUCUAAAUAUUUAAGAACAUAUAUUUUAAGUGGACACUUGUUUAUGCCAAGCAUGGCGUUUCUGUACUCUUCAUAAGAGUGUAACACUUGCUUGUUAAAUUUUAAUAUCCUCUUUCCUUCAAUGGUCUUUGCUGUUAUUUUACCGUUGACCCAGUUUAGAUCUGGUUGUAACAGAUAUUUUUGUAGCCUCAACAUAUCUGUUCAGGACUGCUCAGUCUACCUUCAUUUUUACCAUAAGAAGACGUAAAGCAUCAUUAUAAGGACACUACGCCCUUAAGACAUCUCCCGUGGUUCUGAACACUAAUGCAUUCCCUGUCACCUUAAAGGCCUGACCACAAAGACUGCGGAACAAUGCCUACUCACCAUCCACCAUCUGUUACACAUGCCGCCUAUUAAUAGCUACAGUCUCUUUUCCAGAAAGCUGCAUGUUCGCUUUGGGAAACAUUCAGAUAUUUUAACGUUUGUCCUGUUGUCGCCUUGCACCCGAACGCUAAGGGUUGUUUAAAACGAAAUGCGUUGUUACAAGUGUAGAGCUAUAUUCUAAUUUCUGUAUUUUAUAUGUGGUAUUAAUAAAUCACUCACUUCUAAGAAAAUGA
Molecule: messenger RNA, 2593 nt
Organism: Brienomyrus brachyistius
Lineage: Eukaryota; Metazoa; Chordata; Actinopteri; Osteoglossiformes; Mormyridae
Gene: card19
Product: caspase recruitment domain family, member 19
Exons: 6
Coding region: 1368-1859 (163 amino acids)
Cellular component (GO): mitochondrion
Source: RefSeq, a predicted model, not a curated record